AGUUUCCAUUGCACCGCCGCCAUGGAUUUGGGAAGGCGAGAUUUAACGAUAUAAAUACGUCUGCGAAAAUCGUAAAGCUGCACAUUGUAAAAAUGUAAAAUGAUCGGUGGAGUCGAUGGGCAAGUUACUUACAACCGCCUCGACAAAGAUUUGAUUUUACAAUACAGCCGCAGUCGGCCCAUUGGGAACAGAACGACAUGACAGCGUUUAUUACCGGGCAACUACCUGCCAAUUUAAUGUGAUUUGAGUUCACACCUAUAAUUUCCACUGCACAAGAGAUUACAUAUUUGGGAAUAUAAUUCCACGGCAGGUUUUUAUUUGGCAUGUUUCAUUCCGUCCAGGCCAUCCCUAUUGUUAAGUACACUGAAGUUCUUUCCUCGAUUUUGAAAACAAAAAUUCCUUAUCUGAGAUCCUCCACGCUAUAGAGUCGGGCUACACCAGCUUGAAGGGGACGUGUUAAAUGAUUGCAGAGGCUGUAAACAGUCUAAUUGGGCUCGUUCUGUGGCUGGAGCUCCAUGUGAAAGGAUGCUUGCUUGCUAUUGAUAAACUACCAGUGGAUGUCGUUGUUUUCGCUCCGUAUGUGUAUGUGUGUGUGUGUGUGUGCAAUGACACUCUCCGUCAGGGCACAGGAUGACCUCGAGCUAGCAGGAGUUGUGCACGUCAUUCACUUUCUAUGCAGACACAAGGCGUAGAGACAGAGUCCCAAAGGAAAGGGAGACUCUCCUUGAUACAGGGGCCGCGGGAAUGACGGAUGAACACUAUAGAAAACGCUCUCCCAGCUGAAGCAAGCGGCAUCGGUAUUUGCAUUGUUCCGCUUUCCAUCAAAGCGUCCUUUUUACAGGAUCGUUCGUCACGGAAAUCGAGGCUGCACUGUCAAGGCAGAACAAGAUGCUGUGGAGUUUCUGGGAGUUUGUGUGCGUUUUUGCGGGUUUCGGUUGCCUGGCGGAGGGAGUCCGCGGGGGCUAUGGCAUGAGCAUGUUUGCAGCCCAGCAGACACCCCCAGACCCCUGUUACGACGAGAACAGCAGCCCCAGGCGCUGUAUCCCCGACUUCGUCAACUCGGCGUUCGGCAAAGAAGUGAAAGUCUCCAGCACUUGCGGCAACCCCCCGUCCAGGUACUGCGUGGUGACCGAGAAGGGAGACGAGCGCUUCAGGAGCUGUCACAUCUGUGACGCCAUGGAUCCCAAAAAGGCUCACCCUCCAGCCUACCUGACCGACCUCAACAACCCCCACAACCUGACCUGCUGGCAAUCGGAGAACUACAUCCAAUACCCCCAGAAUGUCACCCUCACCCUCUCGCUGGGCAAGAAAUUCGAAGUCACGUACGUGAGCCUCCAAUUCUGCUCCCCGCGUCCUGAGUCAAUGGUCAUCUACAAAUCCAUGGACUACGGCAAAUCCUGGGUCCCCUUUCAGUUCUACUCGACCCAGUGCAGAAAAAUGUACACCAAGCCCAACAAGGCUGUGAUCACGAAGCAGAAUGAGCAGGAGGCUAUCUGCACUGACUCCCACACUGACAUGCAUCCAUUCACUGGGGGCUUGAUCGCUUUCAGCACCUUGGACGGUCGCCCCUCGGCUCACGAUUUUGACAACAGCCCUGUCCUCCAAGACUGGGUGACCGCCACCGAUAUCAAAGUGGCCUUCAGCCGCCUCCAUACCCUCGGGGAUGAGAACGAAGACGACUCGGAGCUCGCCCGCGAGUCCUAUUAUUACGCCGUCUCCGAUCUGCAGGUCGGAGGCCGCUGCAAGUGCAACGGUCACGCUUCCCGGUGCAUCAAGGACCGGGACGGUAACCUGGUCUGUGACUGCAAGCACAACACCGCUGGCCCGGAGUGUGACAGAUGUAAACCUUUCCACUACGAUCGACCCUGGCAAAGGGCCACGGCCAGAGAGUCCAACGAGUGUGUGGCUUGCAACUGUAACCUGCAUGCACGGCGGUGCCGUUUUAACAUGGAACUCUUCAAACUUUCUGGUCGGAAGAGUGGAGGAGUCUGCUUAAACUGCCGUCACAACACUGCAGGUCGCCACUGCCACUACUGCAAGGAAGGCUACUAUCGUGACAUGACCAAACCCAUCACUCACAGAAAGGCAUGCAAAGCAUGCGAUUGCCAUCCGGUGGGUGCAGCUGGCAAGACCUGUAACCAAACAACAGGUCAAUGUCCCUGUAAAGAUGGUGUGACCGGCAUCACAUGCAACAGAUGUGCGAAAGGUUAUCAGCAAAGUCGAUCUCCCAUUGCCCCUUGCAUAAAAAUUCCAGUGGUCCCACCUACCACUGCUGCUAGCAGCACAGAGGAAUCUGCCGACUGUGACUCAUACUGCAAGGCUUCCAAGGGAAAACUGAAAAUAAAUAUGAAAAAGUAUUGCAAGAAAGAUUAUGCUGUUCAAGCCCACAUCUUGAAGGCAGAGAAGGCUGGUGAAUGGUGGAAGUUUACAGUGAAUAUCAUAUCAGUCUACAAACAAGGGGUGAAACGGAUACGGCGUGGAGAUCAAUUCCUCUGGGUCCGCUCAAAGGAUGUAGCUUGCAAAUGCCCAAAAAUAAAAACAGGGAAGAAGUAUCUCCUCCUGGGGAAUGAUGAGGACUCUCCUGACCAGAAUGGGGUUGUAGCAAACAAAACCAGCUUGGUGAUACAAUGGAGGGACACGUGGGCAAGGAGACUGCGAAAGUUCCAACAGAGGGAGAAGAAAGGCAAGUGCAAGAAGGCAUAAACAGAGACUGUGCUGCUUGGUUGUGAGCAGGAACCGAUGUUAGGAUAAAAUUAGGAACUUGUGAAGGAACUCAUCUAGCAGUUUGGGAUUUUGGAAUUGCCAAGUUUGCACCUAAUGCUGAUUUCAAAUUAAAAAAUAAACAAGAUACAAAUAAAGAUGGACUACACUUUACAUUAAAGCUCACUGUCUGAUAUGAUGAAUAUUUGUUUCAUAACCAAAAUCCUUUCAUAGUUGCUCUUCUUUGCAAAUAGUAGUACGAGUUUUGUUAAAGGGGCACUACAUUUCAAACGGAUGAUUGAUAUUGGACAAUUGCUGGGAUUCAUGCCAAGACUGGUUUGAUCCCAACUUAAGCUGUCAACUUUUUAUUUGUGUAGUUAAGCCACAACGUUUCAUUUGCAAUCUUCUUUCCCCUCCCAGUUUAUAUCUGGCACAAUAUUAAAUG
Molecule: messenger RNA, 3145 nt
Organism: Chiloscyllium plagiosum (whitespotted bambooshark)
Lineage: Eukaryota; Metazoa; Chordata; Chondrichthyes; Orectolobiformes; Hemiscylliidae
Gene: ntn1a
Product: netrin 1a
Biological process (GO): dendrite development; motor neuron axon guidance; tissue development
Cellular component (GO): basement membrane
Molecular function (GO): protein binding
Source: RefSeq, a predicted model, not a curated record